UUACUUUUGGCCUGGUCCAUUUCCAUUCUUGCUUGGCCCAAACCAAACCAACUGCCGAGUUCUUCUCCACGAAGAGGAACACAGCAGGGGUCUCCGAUCCGAAAAGUGAAAAAAGAAAAGGAAGAGAGCCGAGAUCGAAGCAUGGCGGCGCUGGAUCUGUCGAAGCUGGUGAAGGAGAAGAAGUUCUGGGUCGCCUCCUUCCUCGUCGCAUGGGCUGCCGCGCUCCAGGGGCACAUGAUGUGGUUGCAGCGGCAGGACGCCUUCAAGGACAAGUUCGGCGACCCCCAAGCCCCUAACAACAAGGUGCUCACCGAGACAGAGAAGCCGCCGCCCAAGAACGAGCAGCUCACCGAGGACGCCGAAUUCAGAUAGAUGACAACGAGAUCCCCUUUUUUUUUUCUUCUUCUUCUUCUUCUUUUCUCUCGUUUUCCUAGACCAAACAGAUCACUGAAUCAGGGCGUAUAUGAAUCCAUGUGUAUAAGCUGCUGCGAAACUUGGCUCCUACUACUCCAGUAUGUUUUUUGUCAUACAGCAGUGCAUCUCAGGUUCUGUCUCGGUUCAGUUAAUCAGGAGUAGCCAAACUGCUCUGUUCUCACUGAAUGAAUGAAAGUAAGUGCAAUUCCUCGA
Brachypodium distachyon (stiff brome) is the source of this 627-nucleotide messenger RNA. RefSeq lists its product as uncharacterized. The coding region runs from base 142 to 372 and encodes 76 amino acids. The record is from RefSeq and is a predicted model, not a curated record. Lineage: Eukaryota; Viridiplantae; Streptophyta; Magnoliopsida; Poales; Poaceae. The transcript is spliced from 2 exons.